CCUCACCGCUACCCACCCACCCACGCUCCAUCAUACCCCUGUGAGUCUGUGACAACAUCAGAAAGGCGCCAUGGAAGAGGACAAGAAGCAGAGAAGAAGGCAGGGCCACCCCCUCCUGUGGGGAGGAGGCGCGAGGACGGAGCCCUACACGCACGGCUUCUCAAACACCCAGAUGAUGGCGCUCACCGCCGUCUGCGGCACGCUGGUCCCGUCGUUGCCGCCCGACGGCCACUACUUGGCGGACGACAAGGCCGUCUGGGACUCCUCCCUCGCAUCCGCCGCUUACCCGCCCGUCCCAGACGAGGUGGCGCAGCUGAUGUCGGCAAUGUGUCUCCGGGAGGCGCUGACGCUGGUGCGGAUGGUGUUGUGGCUGCUGGGCACGCGACUGGGGAUGCCCGCGCUGGGCGGCGCCCGGUGCCUGUCGUGGAGCUCGCAGUUCGUGCAGCGGUUCACGGAGAUGUCGGUGGACCGGCGGGAGGACGCGCUGCGCUGGUGGAGCCGGGAGACCAUGCUCCCGCCGUUGCGCCUCUUCUUCCUCCUCGUGAAGGUCUUCUGCCUCUACGUCUUCUACUCCUGGUUCCGUGAUCAAACAUGCCCGAAAGUUUGA
Messenger RNA from Triticum aestivum (bread wheat), 607 nucleotides. Its product is annotated as long-chain-alcohol oxidase FAO1-like. The record is from RefSeq and is a predicted model, not a curated record. The coding region runs from base 71 to 607 and encodes 178 amino acids. The transcript is spliced from 3 exons. Lineage: Eukaryota; Viridiplantae; Streptophyta; Magnoliopsida; Poales; Poaceae.